Messenger RNA from Racocetra persica, 447 nucleotides. The record is from the annotation of a GenBank genome assembly. Lineage: Eukaryota; Fungi; Glomeromycota; Glomeromycetes; Diversisporales; Gigasporaceae.
AUUCUUGGUUCGGUACUUAUCAAAUGCUCGACAAAUUGGAACAAUAAUUAAACAUACUGACGUUAAAUUUAUAAAAGAUAAGCAAAAUACUACGACCAUAUUACCAUUUCUUGAAAAGAAGGUCGAACAUUUUGAACCUCCAAAACAUCCCUCAUUUAAGUCUUCAAGGGUACAAAAACGACAGCCUGUGAAGAAAUUUGUCCCAGAAUUAACAGUGCCGAGACCGUUCAAAUUUCACGCGAUUAAUCGUAUUAACAAGACAGAGAAUCAACUUUCAACAUCACCAUAUAUUCCACUGGCUGCGCGAGUUAAGCAAUUCUUAGAAAAGACACCUGAUAGGUUUAAAUCAAAGCUCGUAUCGAUUAAGCCUGCUACAGUUCAAGUGAAACCUCCGACGAAACCCAAAUCCCCAUUAUUGCGUACAAAGUUGAGAUCCAAACCACGCAA